UUGUCCUCUUUGAUCCAUUAGUGAUACAAUGUGAAUACGAAUGAAACGGCAAUAUUGACACAGUAACGUAUCAGCUGUGUCACGUUAUGCCAAGAGUUGUGCCAUCUUCUGAGAUUCCUGUUUGGUUACGUCUCAUUGAAACAAUGAAGACGAAAAGUUUCAUUGUUCUUCUCGUGUGCAUUCUGGGGACCAGUAUGCUCCUUAUAGCUUUCGGUAAUCAACGACCAACGAUCCAAACUAUUGUUCACGAGACCAAUAAGCAGCUGAGCCGAUUAAAUUUGCGCAAGGAGAAUCUAUUAGUUUUCCAACCUUCAAUCGACACAGUUGCGUUGGAAUCGCUUGGGUUCGUGAAAAAUCCUCGGCUCUAUCCGGAGCACAAGUGGACAAACAUAACGCUUCCUCCGAUUGUAUCAGCUGUGAAGCAAGGAGACGAGUUGAAUAUCGCCACCGGAUUCGUCAAAAACGCAAGAUUCCAUGCCCAGAAACAUACCAUUAUUGUAUACGACCUGGGGAUGAGAAAAUAUGAUGCUGAGACGCUUUCCUCGUUGUGCAAUUGCAGCAUUCCGCAAGCGUAUUGCUGCCUACGACCCUUCGACUACAGUAGAUAUCCUGCUCAUGUGUCGACAAUGAAAUUCAAGGCUUAUAGACCCUUAAUUAUUCAGGAAGUUUUGAACGAAAUUGGGGCAGCAUUGUGGCUCGAUAUCGAUUACCGUUUUGUGUCGAAGAAUAUGGAGCCUUUGGUGGAGCGUGCGAAAACGCAAGGAGUUUUAACGUGGUCUGCUGUAGAGCCCACUUCAAUGCUUACUCACCCGAAGAUGUUCUCCUUUUUCCGGACUGUUGCUCAAAAAUUUUACUUCCACCACAUGGUUGGAGCUGAACACGCCAUUUUCUUCAAUACAAAGCUAAUUCACGAGAAGAUCAUGCUUCCGUGGGUCCAGUGUGCGCUGAAGUCGGAAUGCAUUUCUCCGAUCGGUGCCCAAGAGAAGGGCUGCAGUUUCGACAAGAAACCCCUUUUUCGGUAUUCAGGUUGCCAUCGGUAUGAUUCCAGUGCGUUGACUAUUGUCCUGGGUUUGACUUUCCCGGAUUCGUCGAAUUAUACGGCUUCUGAUUACACGUUCUUCCGUCGGCUGGGUGAAGAUUGGGAUUAUGUGGAUGCUGAUUCAACCAAGUUCAAUGGUUCGCAUGGCACGGAUAUCAGGCGACGAUGAUGCGGUAUUUUUUAUGUAUUUGCAGAAGCACAUGUUUCAGGGUUAUUGCUGAGAGUUUUUGGCUAUCCUUGAUGAAACUCAGCUCUACUGUUGUGAAGUAAUCCAAAUAAUUCCGAAUUUCUCGGGAUCCCCUUCAUUGUGGUCCUCAAGUUUUAUUUUCAGAGGCAGUAUCACAUCUCUGUAAAUAAUUCUGAAUCGGAAGUGUCGGUUGAACGUAGGAUAAAUGCUGCAUCCUUGUUCGUAUUCAUCAGCUGUUCACAUCAUGACAUCUGUAUCACUGUUCGAAGGUUUUUUUUUCCUUCAAUCCGGAUAGAAAAUAAGCGAUUUUUUUAGAAAAUUUCCUGUAGGAGUUUUAAUGGAAGUGACGCUCUCCCACUAAAUUUGAACCAUUCAAUUUAACUGGUAUAGAUUGAUGGAAUAGGAGAUUUUAGAUACACUGAAUUCUCUUUGUUCUUUUGCUAUUCUAAUGCGAAGAUAGCAGAAAUCCUACACACACGCAUCAAAGGCAUUCUUGAAAUUUUCUUAAAUUUUUCUAGGGAAUCGGCAAUGAAAAACCAUAACUACCACAUUUACUCAAGUACCACGCGCACCUUUUUUUUUCAAAAUCGAUGGGAAAAAGAAGGGUACGUAUCAUAGGCGGGUAUGAAAUUUUCAAACAAGAAUUUGAAGUUUCAUUGCUUGUCAUACUCGAUUUUAAUGGAAAAUUUGGAAUGAUUGUAACAUAUAAAUUGUUUCCCAAUGGAAAAAAUUUAAAAUUGAUCAAAUUCAGGCUUGAUUCAUGUCUUUACUCGAAUUCUGCUGCGUUUUAUUUUUAAUAUUGCCGUUUUUCAGCCAAUAAAAAGGCUGUGAGUGUCUUACUUGAGCAUCGGAUUCCAUCAAAAUUUAUGCUGACGAAUUUGGGGGCAUGUUUUUCUUGAGGAUUUGUGGUACUUGACCAAAUGUGGUACUUGUGCUAUUGUGUCAGAUGUUUCCUGUGAAGGAAGUUUAAAAACAAAUUAUGUUUGAAUCUCUUUUAAAUUUUAAAUUCAGUGCAACUUUUAGCUGCUCUACUAUGAUUAAGUAAAGAGGAGACAUAAAUUGAAUGAUUAUGUACACUAACAAAUGCAGAAUAUAGGGAGACAAGUCCAACAUUUUGACUAGUGCAGAAAAAUACUUGGCGAGGCAAUUAUCUAUCGUGGAGAAGUUUUGUCUGUCAAACUUCCUAAGUAUUAUUGUGUUUUAAAGCAAAUAAAUGCGGUUUCUUUUGCUUUCUGGAUAUCUAACUGAAAACAAUUCUGCUUAAUUUCCUUGCGCGCUUUCAAUUCCUUUUCCGGCUUGCUUGCCUCAUGAUUUCGAACAGUGAUACCGAAGUUAUGAAGUAGAACUCUUGUAUCUUCAUUAAGCGGAGCGUCAUGCUGAACCAGAAACAAAAUUGUCAUUGACUGUUUGAAAGAUCUCACCCAAAUCUACACACCACUUGAAAACUUGACCAAGUUUAAGUCGUCGCAGAGACGCUAGUCACUCGAGUGCGCCGAAUUCGGGCCUGAUGCACGUGUGAUUCCAAGAGCCACGUCAACAUAUGUGAAUGAAUCGUAGGUUGUAAUCGGAGCCCAGUUUUUUAUUUUAGUGCUUCGUGGGUGUAUUGUACCCGGGCAUUUUCCUGCAACACGGUCCAGUCGUAUCUCUCUGGGGGGUUUGUUUGGAUUGAGUGGAAAACCUGUGAUGUUUUGUUAAGAUUUUUUCCGGGACGAACUUUCGUCUCGUGUUUUAAAAUGCACCGAUGGGGGAAUCGA
This is a messenger RNA of Notodromas monacha, 2980 nucleotides long. The record is from the annotation of a GenBank genome assembly. Lineage: Eukaryota; Metazoa; Arthropoda; Ostracoda; Podocopida; Cyprididae.